ACCUGUGCUGUGGACAUCUUCUCGGCUGGCUGCAUCUUCUACUACGUGGUGUCAGGAGGAAAACACCCGUUCGGGGACAGCCUGCGGCGACAGGCCAACAUCCUGGCAGGCACCUUCCAACUGACCUGUCUGCAGGAAGAGGCUCAUGACAAGGUUGUUGCGAGGGAGCUGAUUGCAGCCAUGAUCAGCAGCGAGCCCCAGACGCGGCCGUCGGCGCCCGUGGUCCUCCUGCACCCCUUUUUCUGGAGCCAAGAGAAGCAGCUGCAGUUCUUCCAG
Messenger RNA from Tinamus guttatus (white-throated tinamou), 276 nucleotides. NCBI's taxonomy places the organism in Eukaryota, Metazoa, Chordata, Aves, Tinamiformes, Tinamidae. The record is from RefSeq and is a predicted model, not a curated record.